AUGCUUCAAAAAAAAGUCAAGGCCCGACGAAAGAAAAUUUAUAAGGAGGCUAAAGAAAGAGCCCGCGAUGAUUUUUUUGAGAAUAUUAGAAACCAUAUUAUCGAUAAGAACUAUCAGGGCAACCCUUUAGCCUUCGAACCGGACACGUCGUAUAUACAGCCGGAAAGAAAGGGGCUCGCCGACCUUGAAUUCAAGAACAGAGAUAUUAACACUAUUAAUGAUAUAGAGUUGAUUGAAGACCGGAUCCGUUCACUAGAGCUACGACUACGACUUCACGGACUCUAUAUACCGAAGGCCUUGCGAAAGCGAGUAAAAUUUGAGUCCGCGUCACCGAUAUACACCCUACAGCAAAGCAAUUUGGAUAUUCUCGGAAGGACGCGCUGCAAAAGCAUUUCAGGACCCAUAAGCUUCCGCAAAGGUUUCCAAAGGGUCGCUAGUGCGAUGUCCCUAGCUGUUCAGAAGUGCUGUUUACGCUUGCACAGUACAUGCUACACCAAGCGGACUGCCACAAAAUAUUCCUUUAGAGCAGAUCGGUUCAACCCCGCAUGGUUCCUUGAUAAUUGGAUCUUGUAG
Molecule: messenger RNA, 573 nt
Organism: Penicillium daleae
Lineage: Eukaryota; Fungi; Ascomycota; Eurotiomycetes; Eurotiales; Aspergillaceae
Exons: 2
Coding region: 1-573 (190 amino acids)
Source: RefSeq, a predicted model, not a curated record